GUGGUGAUGGCCGUGGCGCAGCUCUACUUCCACCUGGCACCCAAGGCGGAGGUUGGCGUCAUCGCCAAGGCGCUAGUGCGGCUCCUGCGGAGUCACAGCGAGGUGCAGUAUGUCGUGCUGCAGAACGUGGCCACCAUGUCCAUCAAACGGCGGGGGAUGUUUGAGCCCUACCUGAAGAGCUUCUACAUCCGCUCCACAGACCCAACACAGAUCAAGAUCCUCAAGCUGGAGGUCCUCACCAACCUGGCCAACGAGACCAACAUCUCCACCAUCCUGCGGGAGUUCCAGACCUACAUCCGCAGCAUGGACAAGGACUUUGUGGCAGCCACCAUCCAAGCCAUUGGGCGCUGCGCCACCAACAUUGGGAAGGUGCGGGACACCUGCCUCAAUGGACUGGUCCAGCUCCUCUCCAACCGGGACGAGCUGGUGGUGGCCGAAUCCGUGGUGGUCAUCAAAAAGCUGCUGCAGAUGCAGCCGGCCCAGCACAGCGAGAUCAUCAAGCACAUGGCCAAGCUCACUGACAACAUCCAGGUGCCGAUGGCACGGGCCAGCAUCUUAUGGCUUAUCGGCGAGUACUGCGAGCAUGUGCCCAAGAUAGCGCCUGACGUGCUGCGCAAGAUGGCCAAGUCCUUCACCAAUGAGGAGGACAUCGUCAAGUUGCAGGUUAUCAACCUGGCGGCUAAGCUCUACCUGACCAACUCCAAGCAGAGCAAGCUGCUGACCCAGUACGUCCUUAACUUGGCCAAGUAUGACCAGAAUUACGACAUUCGCGACCGGGCUCGCUUCAUCCGCCAGCUCAUUGUGCCCACCGAGAAGAGUGGGGCCCUGAACAAGUACGCCAAGAAGCUGUUCCUGGCCCAAAAACCUGCUCCCAUCUUGGAGUCCUCCUUCAAAGAUCGGGACCAUUUCCAGCUGGGCUCCCUGUCCCACCUGCUCAAUGCUAAGGCUGUGGGCUACCAGGAGCUGCCCGACUGGCCAGACGAGGCCCCCGACCCCUCUGUGAGGAACGUGGAGGUUCCCGAGUGGACCAAGUGCACCAGCCGGGAGAAGAGGAAGGAGAAGGUGGAGAAACCUUUCUACUCCGACUCAGAGGGAGAGUCAGGGCCCACGGAGUCGGCGGACAGCGAGCCUGAGUCCGUCAGUGAGGAGAGCGGCAGGAGGAGGAGCUCUUGGAGGCCCAGUGAGGAAGAGGAGGAGGAGGAGGAGGAGGAGGGGGCGAAGAAGGCCAAGAAGAAGAAGGCGUCGCAGGGCAGGAAGAGCCACACCGAGACCUCAUCGGAGGAGGCCAGCGCCUCCGAGAGCAGCUCUUCGGGCUCCGACUCAGGCUCUGAGGCAGAGGCCAAGCGGAGGAAGCCCCCCAGCAGCAGGGCCGGCCCCAAGGAGAUCUCCCUGCUCGACCUGGAUGACUUCACCCCCCCUCCUCCCCAGCCCGUCCCCUCCAGCAGCAUCGUCUCCACCAGCCUGGUGACGGACCUGGAGGGCCUCACGCUCACCGACACCUCCCUGGCACCCGCCCUGCUGAGCCCAGCAUUCGGUGCGGUGAGGACCUACGAGCUGCUGCACCGCAUGGCGGGCGAGGGGCUCUCGGUCGAGUACUGCUUCAGCCGCCGGCCCUUCCCGGGGGACCCCCACAUGGUGGCCAUCCAGAUCCAGAUCUCCAACAACACUGAUGCCGAGGUGAAGAGCCUGCGGGUCAGUGAGCCCAAGCCGCUCUCCGGCAUGCGGAUCCAGGAGUUCCCUGAGAUCGAGCGCCUGGCACCCGGGGACACGGCCAGCGUGGUGAUGGGCAUUGACUUCUGUGACUCCACCCAGGCGGCCAACUUCCAGCUGUGCACCCACACGCGCCACUUCUACGUCUCCAUCCAGCCGCCCGUGGGGGAGCUCAUGGCCCCCGUCUUCAUGAGCGAGAACGAGUUCAAGAAGGAGCAGGGGAAGCUGACGGGAAUGAGCGAGAUCACAGAGAAGCUGAUGCUGCCCGAGAAAUGCUGGAGUGACCAUGCCAUCGUCCAGCAAGUGACUGUGGCCGCCAACGUGGGCCGCGUGCCCUGCGGUGCCGACAACGAGUACAGGUUCGCAGCCAAGACGGUGACCAGCGGUAGCCUGGUGCUCAUCACCCUGGAGCGACGGGAGGGUGCUGUGGCUCAGCUGACCGUCAACAGCGAGAAGAUGGUUAUUGGCACCAUGCUGGUGAAGGACAUCGUCCAGGCCCUGGCACAGUGA
Messenger RNA from Pygoscelis adeliae (Adelie penguin), 2220 nucleotides. RefSeq names its product adaptor-related protein complex 3, beta 2 subunit (gene AP3B2). The record is from RefSeq and is a predicted model, not a curated record. The transcript has 19 exons. Gene Ontology annotation, cellular component: membrane coat. Gene Ontology annotation, biological process: intracellular protein transport; anterograde synaptic vesicle transport; vesicle-mediated transport. The annotation marks the transcript as partial. NCBI's taxonomy places the organism in Eukaryota, Metazoa, Chordata, Aves, Sphenisciformes, Spheniscidae.